AUGGAUGAAUUAUUUACAAAAGAAAAGACACUGUGUGAUGUUAGUUCAAAAGAGGGGUUUCCCAGCGUCUUUCUCCAGUCCCUAGAAAAAAUCCAGAGCAGAAAGAUCUGCAGCGCAUUUCUUAGCAGAGUAGAGGAAGACGGGCUGGAAAUAUCAGAGGUGUUUUUGUUUAUGCAAGAAGCAGUGCAAAUAGCAAAACGGAUAAAUUCGUAUUCACUUGAGCGAAUUAAAAAAAAGUUUGACGGUCUAAGGCUGAUAAAAUAUGUGCUAUCGCGUCCUGUGCAGCUGGGGCACAAAGAAGAAACAGGCCUGUGCGAGUUUAUAGAUGUAUUUGAGAUAGUGUGCGAUGAAAAACACAAAAUACCGCUGUCAAAUGAGGCAGUGCAGACGCGGGUUUUGUUCUAUCUAGCAAAAAAAUCAAAAAUAACCGAGCUGGAAGUUGAGGCAGCAUCUCAGCUGGUAAAGAUAGUAAAAGCUCGGAGGAACCAAGGGAAGCAGGAGUAUCUGGAAGAAAUAGUAGACUUGCUGCGGAGAGAAAUAAAAAAUAAAGAAUUUGCAGAAACCGUAAAAGAAGAAAUAAAAACGAACUGGCCCUACGAAAAAACAAAUCCAGCCCAGAAAGUACUUCUAGCGCUGCUCGAGCAGGAGCCGUGUCCAUACGAGAACUUCAAAAGCAGAAAGAUCGACAUCCACACUGUAUCGCCUUUUUUUAUCAGAGACAAAGAAACCAUCCAUUUAAUGCCUGUCAUAUUCUGUAUAGAAAGAAUACUGGAGCAAGAGAGCGAAACAGUCACGGCAGAGAUAUCGCGUCCAGAUCCAGCCUCAAAAACAAAUGCAAAAUUUGUUCAGUGCACAGCAGCUGAGUGCAGCCAGCAGAUAAACACUGAGCACUUUCGGUUCUAUCUCAUGCACAAGCUCAGAAUAGACGCAGAAGUGGAGAGACUGACAAACGAAACACUCAUGUGCCACCUGAAUGAUACAAGCCUGAUAGGAAAAGGAGCAAUGCACUUGAAAAAAUAUCAAAGCGACAAGUAUUUAAUGUACGUGGUAAACACCAUCAAAAAAAUCGGAAAAAAGAAACAAAAGUCAAAACCAGAGACAGAGGCGAUGCAGGCGCUCCUCUCAUCGCUAAAGUACUUUCCUAUGCAUGGGCCCAAUGAAGACUACAUCCUCAGCAUAUCCAAGACUGCGUGCCAGGAAGUUUCCGUUGUAAAAAUAGUUUUGGUGCUAAACAUUCUUUAUGCAGUCCGCGGAACAAAAAAGAUAGGGUUUGCAAUUGCUUUAGUAACGCAUGAGCUUUUGAAAAAAACAAAACAAAACGAGUCCGAGCUCUACAUAGGAAAUAUUGUGUAUGCAACAGGAAAAAAACAAGCCAAGUGUCUGGAAGUGGCUAAGCCGCUAAUCCUUGACCAUCUGCUGCACCGGUCCUCUGAUGAUAUAACCGUCAUUCUCAACACACUAUCAAAACUGUACAGAUACCCCACAGCAAAGGCGUUCAUAGAGAGAGAGAAAUAUCUGCUUGCGCCAAGACUCUGGCAGAACGGGUUGAUUGAUGAGUACUAUGCACACACGCCAAGCAUUUCCAUAUACUAUGCGAUGUACAUCUAUGAAAUAAAAAAGAACGUUCUGCAAGAGGAAAACACAAUAAAAGAACAGAUAAAAAGAACAAUAUGCGAAACAGGGCCAGAGUCAGUUGCAACAAUCUAUAUAGCACUCCCUAAACCAGAGGAACUAUUUGCCGUGUGUGGAAUAGACACAAAAGAGCUGGUGCAAAGAUUCUCUCUGAUGUCUAUGCUGUUUACCACGAGAAGAAUACUAGAAGAUAAGAUAGUUCCUGCUGGCAACUGCAUUUUCAAUCUAAUUUGUUUGGUGGUCCAGGCUUUUUACACAGAAAGAGAGCCCAGCACCAACGAGCUGCAGGAAGUAGUUUUGUUCCUAGUGCACACGGGAAACAUAAAGAGCCAGAUGCAGUGCUGCAGUAUGCAGUGUGCUAAAGAACGGUUUUUUGAUGACCUAAUAAGGAAGUCCUGUUCUCACGAUCUGAUCCACUACAAGUACAUGUUUGCCCAUGAACUGACCAAAAAGCAGAAAGAAACCAUUGAGAAGGUUGCUGGAAAAGACGUCUCUCUCUAUCUAGAGGACGCCUCUACGCUCGAAGAGUGCGUGGUGCGAAUACAUCCAUACCUAAAACUUAGGUCAUUUUUUGCUUUUCUAUCCAUAAAAAAAAUACUCCCAACUGUCCUCAGAUCAGAGCACAGAGACGCCAUUGAGCUAAAAAAAACACACUGGCCUCAAUGCAAAUUGCUGAUAGUAUCUCUGUGCCGGAUGUACAUAGACUCGCGCGACAGCGAUGCACUGAAGUCGCUUGCAUACUUUGGGCUUCAGGUGCUCGACGCCCUGGAAGAAGGCCAUGACAAGACAGACCUGUUUUUGGAAAAAUCGAUAGGAUUGAUUGACAUGGAGCACAAAACAAAAACAGAGAUAGUGAGUUUUUUCAUAUCAAACAUACUGAUUCCCAUCUACUACGAAACACUCGACGAUCUUCUUUUGUACAUUAUCCAGGAGCUUAUCAAAGACACCCCACUGCAUAAGAAUCUGCCAGAGCACACCGAGUUUAUCACUAGACUGCAAUCUUCAAAAUACGUCAUAGAAAUAGAUGCGAGCAGACUAUCAGAAAUAAAAAUGAAGUGCAAUAAGAGCGCGUACAGGCGAGGAAUAUCACACAUUAAUUUCCUGAUAGGACUGAUAACAGUUCUGGCAGAGUCUCCACGAAGAGCCUCUAUCUUUCCUGUUCUGGAGAACACACUGGCCAUACUCGACACGCUUGAAGGGAAGAAAUGGCCGCAGCGACACAAAGUAUCGCUCCUGCAGUUUUAUCUCUUUUUGAUGAUAUACUCUCUCAAGCCACUGAAUACAGAAGAAAUCAGAGAGCAAUUUGUGCCUGUUUUUAAAGACGUGCAGGGCGGCGCUCUUAUUGAUCCAGACAUUCUGCGAACUGCGAUAUCAAACAGUCUGUGCAUGACCGGAGUCUUCACCAGCACAGAACUAUUUAUGUGCAGUAAAUACGUCCAGGACACACAGUUUACAAUUAGGCUGCUGGAAGAGCAGCUGAGAGCUUGCAAAAAUUUGAACGACAGAGACCAUAUACUGACAAAAAUACAGGAAGAGCAUCUGCAGAUAAAAGAAAAAGAUGCUGUUUUUGGAAUCAAUGCUGUCAUUCAAAAGCUGUCGCCUGUCAACCUAGCAGCAGAGCUGAAGAUAAACAACGAACACGCAAACUACACGUAUCUGCGCAAGGACAUUCUCGGACAGCUGCCGCAGCCAGAAAAAAAAGACUCAAAGUACAAAGAGCUAUUUGAAUCACUAAACAGCAGCACAGAAAAUAGUGGCCAAAAUAAUCAAGAUUCAGCAGUUGACAAGAUCCUUAGAAAAGCAGAAGAGGCAAUACAGCAGUGGACACACACAAUGCCUCUGCACACUUUUAGCAGAGACCCUGACUCGCUUAAAACAUUUCUAAUCGACGCGCACAUAUUGCAGGAUUUUCAAAUUCUUCAGGGCAACAAGCCACUCCCAAAGGCACUGAAUAUCAUUAGAAGCAGAAGAGAGUCAGCGCGAUCGUACGAAUCACUGCGGGUCUCUGAAAUACACAGACAGCUUCUCAUGCUCUUUCCGCACUCUGAAGAGGUCGAAGCAGCUGAGAAAGAUGCACUUCUGCACGGCGUAAGAAUAGCAAGAAAGUCUGGUCAAUGCGAGCUAUCAGAAAAACUGCUGAUUAGAUCUAUUUUGAAAGACGACUGGCGAGUGUUUUACGAGAAAGCAAAGAUACACCUUCUAAAAAGCAACAAAAGUCUAGCUAAGCAAGCCCUGCAGAGACUCAUGCUGCAUCUGCCAAAGGAGAGCGAAUAUAAACAGAAAGCGAUCCUUCUGAACACCGAAAUUGAAAAAUCUGAGGACAUAUACAAAUCAGCACUAGCAUCGCUAAAAACAAAUGAGCAGCUAUAUUUCAACUAUGGAAAGUAUCUUGAGAAGAAGCAGCCUGUGCUUGCUUUCAAGAUGUUCUGCAAGGUUCUGGAGUACGGGCACGAAAAAGCGCCCGAAAUAGUUCCCAAGCUAAUUCACUACAUAACAGACACAAGCAAUGCACAUUUCCUAAAAGAGAAUGUGGGAGACUGUGCGGCCGAGAUGCAGAAAACUCUGCAAAAAGUAGACAUAAAAAUAUUCAGACGGUGCUACAUGCAAAUACUGACCCGGCUGUCGCAUAAAGACAAAGUGGUGGAAGAUCUUCUGUCGACAAUUUCACUGAGAUUGAUAGAAAAGUUUCCCGCUGAGUUCUCAUGGCGCACACUGGCGCUGUUUAAAAACAAGAAAAAUGCUGCAAUACACAGCCUUAUAGAGCGCACGUCCUUCUCCUUUAGGAAACUGUUCUCGGAUGUGAUUGAGUUUACAGGCAUAGUGAGCAGGAUAAGCAUGUACACAGCAGGCAGUGGAGUCAUCCACAUUCCAACUAUUCUUGGGUCAUCGCUGUCUGUUACUAAGGGAAUACCCGCUCCAUGUGAUGAUUUCACAAGUGCGAUUAUUUCUGUCUCUGAUGUUGUUUUUGUUUUUCCAACUCUCCAAAAACCGAAAAAAAUACAAACACUUACCUCAUCAGGGUGCUACAAGUCUUUUCUGUGCAAAGCCAAUGACGAUCUUCGCAAGGACGCAGUGUUCAUGGACCUGAACAUGCUUCUGAACUCGCUCUUCCAGAGCGACAAUGAAUGCAAGCUUUUCAGCAUAAGAGUCUACACGGUUGUCCCAAUAACAGAAAAAAUAGGAAUACUGGAGUUUGUUGAAAAUCUGCACACUUUAAAAAGCAUAUGCGAUGAGCUGUACAGAGAAAAAGGAAUUGAUCUGAAGAGUAUAGGCGUAUCAAUGGGCUUCAAUAAGAAGAUAGAAACUCUUGGGAGAACCCUUCUCAAAGAGCUGCUGGAGAAGGUGCCUCCUGUAUUUUCUCUGUACUUUUUGCGGCAGUUUACGCGGCCCAUUGACUGGCUGCAGGCCAGAAAGAGGUACACGAUAACAUACGCCGUUAUGAAUGCCGUUGGAUAUCUGAUGGGGCUUGGUGACAGACACUGCGAGAAUAUUUUGUUCGAUGGAAAAACGGGAGAAACAGUCCAUGUCGAUCUAAACUGUAUAUUUGAUAAGGGCCUGUCUCUGAGAGUACCUGAAACAGUUCCUUUCAGGCUUACACAGAACAUAGUGGAUGCAUUUGGGCCCACAAAGGAAGAAGGGCAAUACAAGCUUACUCUGGAAAGAGUUCUCAAGUUCCUGUCUCUGAAUAAGGAUCUAAUCGUGGCGAACUUGCUAGGAUUUGUGCACGAUCCUCUGGGGGAGUGGACGGGAAGAAAUAACGCAAAAAUGGCAAUACAGGUCAUUGAAAAAAUAAAAGUAAAAAUAGACUUUGAUGACGAGAUAACGAAAUCCUGUCUGCUGAUAGAAAAAAGCAUGUCGCUAGAAGCCCUUGAGCAGAUGUAUGUCUGGUGGCUUCCGUUCAUAUAG
Molecule: messenger RNA, 5538 nt
Organism: Nematocida minor
Lineage: Eukaryota; Fungi; Microsporidia
Product: serine/threonine-protein kinase ATR
Exons: 1
Coding region: 1-5538 (1845 amino acids)
Biological process (GO): protein phosphorylation; DNA damage checkpoint signaling; telomere maintenance
Cellular component (GO): nucleus
Molecular function (GO): protein serine/threonine kinase activity
Source: RefSeq, a predicted model, not a curated record